AUGAAUAGUAUUGAACCAUUAUCAUUAAAAUCAUUAGCUUUACCAGAUAAUUCAAGUGGAACAUUAAUAAUAUCAUCAAUAAUUCGUAGUAAUGUUGGUAGUAAUAAUUGUACUCUAUCAUUACAAUAUAAAUUUAUUGAACAAAUCGUUUACUUAUAUAUCAUGUCACCAUUAUGUAUAAUUGGUUUACUAUUAAAUAUUAUUAAUUUAUGGAUAUUUAGUGAUCGAUCAUUUAAAAAUUUAACAUUUAAAUAUUUAAGAUUAAUCGCAUUUGUCGAUUGUAUUACUUGUAUUCUUGUUUUUAUUUAUUGUAUUACAAAUUAUACAAAACCAUCAUCAUUAAAAGAUAAAUAUUUUCGUACAUGGUAUCUUGUAAAUGUUUAUUUUCCUUUAGCUAAUAUUACCGCUGGAUGUAAUGUACUUUUAACAAUAACCGUAACAAUUGAACGUUUAGUAAGUGUUCGAUGGCCAAUGGAAAAACAAAAAUUAUUUUCAUCUAAUCGUGUUCUAAUAACACUUAUUAUGGUUUUUCUAUUUCCAAUUGUUGCCAAUUCUGUGAAUUUUCUUGUCUAUAAAAUAUCUAAAUGUAAUAAUGCUGAACAAACACAAAUAGCCGUAACAUUAGCCUAUAAAUAUUUUGGUAUAAUUAAAGAAAUUUUACUUCGUUUUAUACCUAUUUGUAUUUUAAUAUGUUCAAAUUGUUUAUUAUUAAUGACGGUAAGAAAAGCUCGUCAAAAAAUUAGAAAACCAGCAAAAAAAAUGAAAAUUGUUUAUGAACAACGAUCAAUGACAAUUAUGACACCUCUUUCCGCUUGUUAUACUCAAAUGGAUAAAAUUAUCGAUGGAAAUGAUGGUUCAUGUUAUACAACACCAGUUAAUAAGUAUUUAUCAAAUUCUCAAUCACAAACUGACGAUCUUAUUAAUCAUCAAGAACAUAUUUAUCCUCGUGAAUCAGCAAUGUCGAUAACAUCGUCAGUUAGUGUUAGCGGUACACAUCGUGAAUCAAAAUUGACUUCGGCUACUUCGACACCACAUCAUACAAGAAAACAAAAUCAAGAACGUCAAUUAACUAUUAUGUUAAUAUGGUUAUCGACAUUGUAUUUAUGUGGUCAAAUUCCAAUGUUAUUUGCCUAUCCAAAUUUUGUCUUUCGAAAUAUAUCAGGUGCAGCUUAUAAAUAUUAUGCACUUGUUGUGAACUUAAUGGAAUUAGUAACAUAUUUAGCAAACUUUUUUAUCUAUAUCACAUUCACAACUCAAUUUCAGUUAGUAUUUUUGUCAAAAAUGAAACAACGAUUUUUAUGCAAGAUAGGAUAG
Didymodactylos carnosus is the source of this 1314-nucleotide messenger RNA. NCBI's taxonomy places the organism in Eukaryota, Metazoa, Rotifera, Eurotatoria, Philodinida, Philodinidae. The record is from the annotation of a GenBank genome assembly.